Messenger RNA from Paramecium primaurelia, 3774 nucleotides. The record is from the annotation of a GenBank genome assembly. NCBI's taxonomy places the organism in Eukaryota, Ciliophora, Oligohymenophorea, Peniculida, Parameciidae.
AUGAACAAGAACAUUUUUAAUUAAAAUACAAUUUUAAAUACUUCUAAUUCUCUAAUUUAUUUAGAUUCUAAAAAAGUAAAGAUAAAGGAAAUGAGAGUAUAAAAUAUCAAUUAUGAUCCUAAUUAAAUCAUUUAAGAUAUUUUUAGUAAAUCUAUUGGAGGUGUAAUAUUUGCUAAAACUGAAUUAUUUUAAAUUGAUAAUUCAAAUUUGUUAAAUAUUUUUGCUUAUUAAGCAUCAUGUUUUUAAUUAGAAUUGAUUAAAUUAGGAAGUGUAGAAUUAAAUGAUAUUUAUAUUGAAAAUGCUACAAGUUGGUCAAAAGAUUAAGAAUAUGCAGUUGGCGGAUGUUUGGGUAUAAAUUCAAUUAAUUCAAAACUAAAUUUAAAUUUAAACUCUAUUAAAAUAAUAAAUUGUAAAAGCAAGAAUUAAAAUGGCUUUUUUUAUUUAAUUCCAUCAACAAUUAAUAAUUAAAUCUCAUUCAAUGAUAUAAUGUUUACAAAUGUUUAUUCUUAGAGUAAAAUAAUAUUGGAUUUUGAUUUCUAGGGUAAUAAUUAAUUAAACAGUGUAAAAUUAUAAAAUAUCAUUAUUAAUCUCGAUGAGAUUUAGUAUUAUUAGAGUUUUAGUAAGAUUUUUGAAUAGACUAAUUAAACCAGAAAUGGGAUUAUAUCAAUUUUUAAUAGGUAACACAUUAUUAUUCCUAUAUUAGCAAUAUAUAAAUUAAAAAUCUAUAUUUUGAGGGAAUAGCUACUUAAAAUAUCAUAACUCUUCAAUUUUAAAAUUCAAUUUUGUUAAGCAAUAUGUACUUAAAUUAAGUAAAUGCAUUUAGUAAUGACCUUAUAACUAUAUAAUAUAAGGGACUCAUUUUAUCUGAAAAUUCUUUAUAAAAAGAAAUAAUAAAUAUAGCUAUAACUAAUAUAACUAUUUUUUAAUCUUAGUUUUCAGAGAGAAAUAUUGAUAAUUUUUUAAGUAAUUCUUUUUUUAGCAUUAUUAUUGCAAAUAUCAAUAAAAAAUAAUAGAUAAAUUUAUAAUUAACUAAAAUAUUAUUAAUAAAUAAUUCAUGUCAAUCAUGUUUGAAAGGUUUAAUAUAUUUACAAUUAGAUUAAAAUGUUUAAAAAUGUAAAAUAUCAGACCUUUUACUAUAUAAUAAUUAUUGUGGAUAAUCUAAUUGUUUAUUUGUAAAUUAAAGUUUACAUGUUGAAAUGAGUAAGAGUAUGUUCAUUUCAAAUAUUGGUAAAAGAAAUGGUGCAAUGAAUUUGUAGAUUGAUUAAAUUACUGGUAAGAAUUUAUUAUAUUUAAAUAAUGUUGGUACAAUAGGUGGAGGUCUUUUUUAUAAAUCAAUUAAUGAAUUAAAAAAUUUAAAAAAUAUCUAUUUUAUAAAUAAUUCUGCAGAUAUUGGAGGAGCUGUGUACAUUGAAAAUACUAGAAUAUCUCCUGAAACUUUAUUAUAAAUCUUAUUUAUUGACAAUAAAGCAAAUGAUCAGAUCCCAAAUGUUAGUGAAUAACCUAGUCAUUUAUAAUUAUCUGUAUUUGGAUAGAGAAUUAUGACAAAUAGAGAUGUAAAUUUAGGAAAACCAAAUUUUGCAAAAUACAAUAUGGAUAAUUUUAUUUUCAUUCCUAGUGGAUAGAAAAUUGGAUAUUAUGAACAAUAGAUUUUAAAUUAAGUAAUUCUUAAUAAAGUCUAUAAUAUAUAACUCAAGAUUUUACCAAUAAACAAUUUAAAUGAGGUUUAACUUGAAAAAGAAAAUUCUGUAUGUAUACUUGAUUUGUCAGAUUAGAUUAACUAAGACAAUAUAAUAAUUAAUAAAAUUGAUUAAUAAGAACAGAAAAUAACAUACAAUAUUAGUAGUCAAUCCUUUGAUUUAACAAAUUAUUCUAUAGUAUUGGAUCCUUAUUCAAAUGAUAUAUAAUUUUAGAGAUUUAAAUUCAAAUGUAAUUCUAUAAGAAAUCUAAAUUAUACUUUUUAAUUCAAUGCUAAAAGUUUUGCAUGUAAAAUGGGAGAAUAUUAUUUUGAAUCUUAAUGUUUAUUAUGUGAUUAUAAGAAAGGUUUCUAUUCAGUAGAACCAAAAGCAUAUAAUUGUUAGAAAGUAGAUCCAAAGACUAUCAAAUCUAAUACAAUAAAUAAUAUUGAAUUAUAUCCUGGAUAUUGGAGACCAAACAUAAGAAGUCAUUAUAUAUCAAAAUGUUAGAAAAAAACUAAUAAUUGUUAAGGAGGUUGGUAGAUUGGAGAUGAAUCUUGUGAAGAAGGAUCUAUUGGAGCUCUAUGCGAAGAAUGUGAUAUAUAUAAUUUUAGAGGAUUUGGAUAAUAUUUUAAAAAUUAGAAUUAUUAAUGUGAAAUCUGCAGUGGAUUUACUGGAGAUAUUUUUUUUUCAUUCUUCAUAAAUUUAAUGUAAUAAAUAUAUAUUAAUUUUAGAGCCAUUAUCUCAAUAUAUUUAACAGUCAUUAGUGUAAAUAGUGUCUUUAAGAGUUUUAAAUUGCUCAAACAAACUACUAAAUAUUAUAAAAUAAUCUUCUGCAGUAAUUUAGGUAUAUUGUAAUUAAAAUUUAUUAAUAGAUUAAUCUGCGGCACUUAUUAAAAUGAUCGUUAACUAUUGUUAAAUACUAGUUAGUAUUAAAUCAUUUCAAUUAGAUAUGUAUUUAAAUAUUAUUGAUAUUUUAAUGCCAAUAAGUAAUCCUAUAGGAAGUUCUACUUUUUCUUUUGAAUGCUAUUUUGCUAGCUCUUCUAAAAUAAAAAUAAUUUAUCUUACUUAAAUCAUGUACAUAAUAUUACCAGCCAUAUAUUAUCUAUUCUUUUUAACAAGUUAUUUAAUAUUAGUCAUUUGCCAAAAGAUGAUUCUAACUUCAACCAUAUAUUUUACAGCCUUGAUCUAUUUGUUUUUUUACACUUAACCUAAUAUAAUAAAAUAAUUUGGAGGAUUGAUUGCAUAUAGAACAAUAUCUAUGAUUGAUUACAUCAAUAUAAAUACAUCAUAUUUAUAUUAUACUUAAGAGCAUUAAAAUUGGAUAAAAUUUUUUGUUGGGCCAAUUUUAGUAAUAUUUGGAGGAAUAAUACCUUUGCUUCUAUUAUUGAUACUCUACAAGAUCAGGAAUUAUUUUCAUUUUGAACGAACUCGAAAAAUAUGGGGUUAUUUAUUUAAUGAUUACAAAGAGAAUAGUUAUUAUUGGGAAAUAAUAAAGAUAUUUUAAAGAGAAGUAAUAAUGUUAUCAUUAAUAAUUAAUGAGGAAAGAGUAAUCUUCAAAAGUGUUAUUACUUUACUAGUUUUGAUCCUAUAUUUCUUUAUAUUCCUUUAUUUUUAACCAUACAAUCUUUAAGUCUUAAAUUAAUUUGAAUAAGAAAGUAUUCUUUUAUGUGGAAUCAUUAUUAUUUUAAGUUCUAUUCAUUAUUAAACUAAGAUUAUGGGAUAGCAAAAUCUUGAUAAUCUCUUUCAGAUUCUAUAAAUUAUUUUAUCAUUGUACUUUAUUUACACUAUAAUAAAAAAAGUAGUUCAAGUAUAUUACACUAAAUAUAAUGAAAGACUUGAUUAAAUAAGAUAAAAGAUAUUAUACAAAUACCCAAAAAUAAAAUACAUAUGUCCAUGGUUGAAAAAUAUUUUAACUUUGAGAAGUGAGAAAAAGAAAAUUGCACUUUCUCGAUUUCAAAUGAUUAAAAAAGCGUUAAUUUAGUAAAAAAUAAAUACAAGAUCAAAUAUAAUUCAUUAUAAAAAAGUCUCUUAUGGAAGUCCUUUAUCUAUUGAUUUAGGUGAAUAAACAUUCAUGAUGAAAUAACCAUCUAUUUAAUGA